This is a messenger RNA of Lepisosteus oculatus (spotted gar), 807 nucleotides long. The record is from RefSeq and is a predicted model, not a curated record. NCBI's taxonomy places the organism in Eukaryota, Metazoa, Chordata, Actinopteri, Semionotiformes, Lepisosteidae.
GAAGGCAAGAUAAUAUGUCUAGUAUCAGUAUCCUGUGCCUUGAAGCUUAGUUAUUUGCCUUUUUCUCUUGAAGUGUAACAAUGUCUAUUUUGUAGGCAAUUAUUAUUUUGACAAGAUUUUGGCAAUGCAACCACAAAGAAAAUUCAGAGGUGCCACAAAGAAAAUUCAGGAGAUGCCUGCCCAGCAAAAUUGGAGAAAGAGGCAGAAAUGGUCUUUUUGGAAUGGAAUUUCAUAAACUGCUUGUUCUCAAACAAUGGAUACCAGUGGAAAAAGCAGAGAAGAAUUAUUCUUUCCACUCUGAGAAACUUUGGACUGGGUAGGAGGUCUUUGGAGUCAGUCAUUUCCAAUGAGACUAGAUUUCUUCAAGAGGCUAUAGAGGAAGAACAAGGGAUGUAUAAUUUUACCUGUCAGACUACAAAGAAUGCAGCAGCAGGAUUCCAUGAGGACCUCUUUAUAGCUGGGACUGAGACCACCACCACCUCUCUACGCUUGGCUCUCCUCUACAUGAUCAAAUACCCAGACAUACAGAAGAAGGUCCAGGCCGAGACAGACAGAGUGAUUGGAAAGGAACGGCAGCCCUCCAUGGCAGACAGAGUGCAUCUUCCCUACACUGAUGCUGUGAUCCAUGAAACCCAGCGAUAUGGCAACACUGUUCCCCUGAAUGCACCGAGAAUGGCCAAUAAAGAUACAACAUUAGGAGCUGAUGUUUGAUGAGCGCACUGGCGCACUGCGACUGCAUCAUCCAGGUGGUGGUGGAGGCUCCAUUACCUGUAAAGUGCUUUGAAUGGAGUGUCCAAAAAAGUGCUA